Molecule: messenger RNA, 2644 nt
Organism: Balaenoptera musculus (blue whale)
Lineage: Eukaryota; Metazoa; Chordata; Mammalia; Artiodactyla; Balaenopteridae
Gene: NR2C2
Product: nuclear receptor subfamily 2 group C member 2
Exons: 15
Coding region: 424-2313 (629 amino acids)
Biological process (GO): cell differentiation; anatomical structure development; positive regulation of embryonic development
Molecular function (GO): RNA polymerase II cis-regulatory region sequence-specific DNA binding; nuclear receptor activity; zinc ion binding
Source: RefSeq, a predicted model, not a curated record
CGCGCGCGCCUCAGCCAAUCGCGUGCUCGCCCGCCCCCCGCGGCCACGGCGAGGCUGGCUCUGGGAAGAGGAAGAAGAACAUUCGCCCUCCUCCUACCAGCGCGCGGGCGGCGGCGGCGGCGGCACCGGGGUCACGAACUCUGACCUUUCACUGACAAAAACAAUAACAAACCCCUCCUUCCUCGCGACCCCGGCGGCGCCUCCGGGCCCGCCCGCGCCGCCCCGCUCCCACCUUGGCGUCUCGUCUCUCGCCCGCUGACCUGCGAGCCCGCGGCCCGGGGCUCCCGCCAUCCGCCGACGCCGGGAAGCCGGCCUCCCCGCGCCCUGCCCUCCGCGCCGGGGGCCGCCCGCCGCAGACACGGGACCUGCUUCGAGGUCGCUUUGGCGCCAAAUCCUGAGGUUCUCUAAUGAUCUUGCUUCACCAUGGCUACAAAUAUGGAGGGGCUGGUUCAGCACAGAGUGGGGACCCAGCAGGUGGCUGAGGUACCACGUACACAGACUUCUCGGCCGGAAUCUCCAGGGAUGACCAGCCCCUCCCCGCGCAUCCAGAUAAUCUCCACUGAUUCUGCGGUAGCCUCACCUCAGCGCAUUCAGAUUGUGACAGACCAGCAGACAGGACAGAAGAUCCAGAUAGUCACCGCAGUGGACGCCUCCGGAUCCCCCAAGCAGCAGUUCAUCCUGACCAGCCCAGAUGGAGCUGGAACUGGGAAGGUGAUCCUGGCUUCCCCGGAGACCUCCAGUGCCAAGCAGCUCAUAUUCACCACCUCGGACAACCUCGUCCCUGGCAGGAUCCAAAUCGUCACGGACUCUGCUUCUGUGGAGCGUCUUCUGGGGAAGGCCGACGUCCAGCGGCCCCAGGUGGUAGAGUACUGUGUGGUGUGUGGCGACAAAGCCUCAGGCCGUCACUAUGGGGCUGUCAGUUGUGAAGGUUGCAAAGGUUUCUUCAAAAGGAGCGUAAGGAAAAAUUUGACCUACAGCUGCCGGAGCAAUCAAGACUGCAUCAUCAAUAAACACCACCGGAACCGCUGUCAGUUUUGCCGGCUGAAAAAAUGCUUAGAGAUGGGCAUGAAGAUGGAAUCUGUGCAGAGUGAACGGAAGCCCUUUGAUGUGCAGCGGGAGAAACCAAGCAAUUGUGCUGCUUCAACGGAGAAAAUCUAUAUCCGGAAGGACCUGAGAAGUCCUCUGAUAGCCACACCAACAUUUGUGGCAGAUAAAGAUGGAGCAAGACAAACAGGUCUUCUUGAUCCAGGGAUGCUUGUGAACAUCCAGCAGCCUUUGAUACGUGAGGAUGGUACGGUUCUCCUGGCCACAGAUUCCAAGGCUGAAACAAGCCAGGGAGCCCUGGGCACACUGGCAAAUGUAGUAACUUCCCUUGCCAACCUAAGUGAAUCCCUUAACAAUGGUGACACUUCAGAAAUGCAGCCAGAGGACCAGUCUGCAAGUGAGAUUACUCGGGCAUUCGACACCUUAGCUAAAGCACUUAACACCACAGACGGCCCCUCGCCUCCAAGCCUGGCGGACGGCAUGGACGGCAGCGGAGGAGGGGGCAUCCACGUCAUCAGCAGAGACCAGUCCACACCCAUCAUUGAGGUCGAAGGCCCCCUCCUUUCAGACACUCACGUCACAUUUAAGCUCACGAUGCCCAGCCCGAUGCCCGAGUACCUCAAUGUGCACUACAUCUGCGAGUCCGCGUCCCGCCUGCUCUUCCUCUCCAUGCACUGGGCCAGGUCCAUCCCGGCCUUUCAGGCACUUGGGCAGGACUGCAACACCAGCCUGGUGCGGGCCUGCUGGAACGAGCUCUUCACCCUCGGCCUGGCCCAGUGCGCCCAGGUCAUGAGCCUCUCCACCAUCCUGGCCGCCAUCGUCAACCACCUGCAGAACAGCAUCCAGGAAGAUAAACUUUCUGGCGACCGGAUAAAGCAAGUCAUGGAGCACAUCUGGAAGCUUCAGGAGUUCUGUAACAGUAUGGCGAAGCUGGAUAUAGACGGCUAUGAGUAUGCAUACCUUAAAGCUAUAGUUCUCUUUAGCCCCGAUCAUCCAGGUUUGACCAGCACAAGCCAGAUUGAAAAAUUCCAAGAAAAGGCACAGAUGGAGUUGCAGGACUAUGUUCAGAAAACCUACUCGGAAGACACCUACCGGUUGGCCCGGAUUCUCGUCCGCCUGCCAGCACUCAGGCUGAUGAGCUCCAACAUAACAGAAGAACUUUUUUUUACUGGUCUCAUCGGCAAUGUUUCAAUAGACAGCAUAAUCCCCUACAUCCUCAAGAUGGAGACAGCAGAGUAUAACGGCCAGAUCACCGGAGCCAGCCUAUAGCGCACACGUCAUACCUGCCGAGGAGCACAGGAUCCGCCCAGGACCGCUCAAAUACAAAGAAAAUAAAGUAGUGGUAUUUUGGUAUGUGCAAAUAUUUCCAGUAUCUUAGCUAUUUCCUACCUGGUUUCUUCUUAUCUGUUAAUCCCAGACAGUAGCAACUAAAAGACUAGUAGGAUCCUUUCCUGCCAUAAGAAAUGUUUUCAUGCCUUUUGAUGAAGCAGCAGAUUUUGGAACAAUCUUUUAACUCAGUUUUUAUUUAGAAAUUCUCAAAGGGCAAAAAACAAAAGCAAAGUUUUAUAAUGUCAGAGACUAGUUAAAACUAAAAAGAACC